AUGGCUUGUGAACCCAACCACGCCCGUUUGCUGUGCAUGCUGUCGUUAACGUUCAGUUUUUUCGUGGUCGAGGUGGUAGUGAGCCAGCUCACGUCAUCACUUGCGAUGCGCUUGGACUCUUUCUACAUGCUGUUGGAUGUGAUGGCGCUGAUCGUGGCGCUAGUGGCGGUGUGUUUUGCCGAGCGCACGCAGUCCACCAAGAAGAACACGUUCGGCUGGAUCCGCGCCGAGGUGAUGGGCGCCCUCAUCAAUGCUGUGCUCCUCACUGCGCUCUGCUUCACUAUUGUGCUCAAGGCUAUCGAGCACUUCACUGAGCUGCACGAGAUUGAGAACCCAAUCGUGGUGAUCACCGUCGGGGUCGCGGGGCUCGUGGUGAACCUGCUGGGGCUGUGUCUUUUCCACAGCCAUGGCAAGAUGAAGCAUGCCAAGAGGAACACAAGCAAGAGCGAGACGUCCACUCACUGCAGAUCUGCUGGAGAGGAGACCAACAACCUGGUCACCAGAGGUCACGGGAGGAACAGCCCGAACGGCAUGAACCCCGACAGCAGGGGAGCAGCUGAGUUAUCAACUGUGCAGCUGAAUGACGAGCUGACUCACGAGCAUGACCUUGAGCAGGAGAAUGAUGCGUCCUCAGCGUCCCAGCUGAACAUGCGUGGUGUUUUCCUUUAUGUUCUGGGUGAUGCUCUUGGCUCCGUCAUUGUCGUGGUCAGCUCUAUCAUCUUCACCUUUGUAUGGCGCCCAUGUGAGCCCGGUGUUCCCUGCAAGAACCCGUGUGUUGCCAACACACACUGCAGUGGCCACUAUCACCUUAACCACACGCUUGUGGGGUUUGGCGAGGAAGAGCUAAACAACAUGAGCACCCCAUUCUCCAUAGCUGGGCCCUGCUGGGUGCUGUACCUGGACCCAACUCUGUGCCUCAUCAUGGUUUGCAUUCUUCUGUACAUGACGUACCCACUCCUGAAGGAGUCAGCGCUUAUCCUGCUGCAGACUGUCCCCAAACAGUUCGAUGUGAGUCUCCUAAGCACUCGUCUGCGCCAGAUCAAUGGUGUUCUGGCUGUGCACGAGCUACACAUCUGGCAGCUCGCCGGGAGUCGCUUCAUCGCCACGGCACACAUCAAAUGCCGAGACCCCGCCUCUUACAUGAGUGUGGCCAAGCGCAUGAAGGCCUUCUUUCAUGAUGAAGGCAUCCACGCCACCACCAUCCAGCCUGAAUUUGUCAUGGUGAGCUCCGAGUUGCACGCCUCACUCUGUGAGCUCUCCUGCCGCACGCAGUGUGCCACUAAACUCUGCUGUCAAAAUGCCAAAGCCGCUGACAACAAAAACACAGGUAUGGAGAGCGAGAGUGAAGCUGAACCCCCUGGCUCCACCACUCUAGAGGUCAUUAGUGAGUCUCUGGAAAGCGAGCCUCAAGUUCAAGUGGCUUCAAAGGACGUGGCCAUCACCAGUGAGGUGGAGUCAUCUUUAUAAGGACGAAUGAAUACAAAGAAUACAUUAAUAAAGACACCAGAAAACAUAAAUCUAUCCAAAAGGUCCUGUACAGUUGAUGAAUUCGAAAAUCAGAGCCAUUUGAGACAAAGAAGGAUGCACCGAUUCAAUACUGAGCAUGUAAUGGAAUUUGUGCAUUUAAAUCGCAAAGCAGGAAGAAAGGGAGGAGAAAAGUGAAGCCGAGAAGUGUUGCAGAAUCAGAAGAAGGGCUUUUAGGAGACUUUGUGAAGACAGUGAGUGGAAGCUUGUGGAGAUCAGGGAUCGACUGCAAAGAGCUCCAUUAUCACAAGCGAAUCUUAGGCUGAUGAAGGAAAUUGAAGCUUUGUCUGCUUGACUGUAUUCUGUGAACUUUGUGUGUCAUACUGAAACCUCUGUGGGGUUAGGGAAUCCCUCUGCACUUGCUGCUUCAGCUGAUUAGAGACCGGAGUGUUUCAGAUAACAAAGUUAUCUCUUGCAUGUGUAAACAAACUGUGGGAUUAUGAGUAAAGAAAUAUAUUUAGCAUGUAUUGCAG
Molecule: messenger RNA, 1997 nt
Organism: Neoarius graeffei (lesser salmon catfish)
Lineage: Eukaryota; Metazoa; Chordata; Actinopteri; Siluriformes; Ariidae
Product: proton-coupled zinc antiporter SLC30A1-like
Exons: 2
Coding region: 1-1467 (488 amino acids)
Biological process (GO): intracellular zinc ion homeostasis; zinc ion transmembrane transport; detoxification of zinc ion
Cellular component (GO): Golgi apparatus; endoplasmic reticulum; membrane
Molecular function (GO): calcium channel inhibitor activity; zinc ion transmembrane transporter activity
Source: RefSeq, a predicted model, not a curated record